AUGCUUGCUAUCCGUCCUGCUGUGCGGAGGGCCAUUGUGACUCAAUCACGCCGUGCUAUCUCCGCACCGCAGGCACUGGCACUGGGAGCUCGUCGCCCUGCUCGCCUUACAACUACGACCACGAAAUAUGGCGGGUAUUCACAAUGCCGUUCUUACUCUCGUCCUGCAGAUCCUCAAUUCUCGACCCGUUCGACCGUGGUGCAGUUGUUGAGCAACAUCGGCUCUAAGCGCGAAGUCCAGCAGUACCUCUCCCAUUUCACUUCAGUCUCUUCUCAGCAAUUCGCUGUUAUCAAGGUCGGCGGCGCUAUCAUCACCGAGCACCUGCAGACUUUGUCCUCCGCUCUUGCUUUCCUCAACCAUGUCGGUCUUUACCCGGUCGUUGUCCACGGUGCCGGUCCCCAGUUGAACAAGAUGUUGGAGGAUGCCGGUGUUGAGCCCCAAUUCGAAGAUGGCAUUCGUGUCACUGAUGGCAAGACCUUGGCUUUGGCUAGAAAGCUCUUCUUGGAGGAGAAUUUAAAGUUGGUGGAGGAAUUGGAGAAUAUGGGCGUCCGUGCUCGUCCUAUCACCACCGGCGUUUUCUCGGCAGAUUACCUCGACAAGGAAAAAUACAACUUGGUUGGCAAGAUCAACAGUGUGGACAAGAAGCCUAUCGAGGCUGCCAUUGAAGCAGGAUGUCUGCCUAUCCUGACCUCAAUGGCUGAGACCCCCGAGGGUCAGGUUCUCAACGUCAAUGCUGACGUUGCUGCUGGCGAACUCGCCCGCGCUUUGCAGCCCCUCAAGAUUGUCUACCUUGCUGAGAAGGGAGGUCUGUUCAACGGUGACACUGGUGAGAAAAUUUCCGUCAUCAACUUAGACGAGGAAUACGACCAUCUCAUGACACAGUGGUGGGUUCGACAUGGUACACGCCUCAAGAUCAAGGAAAUGAAGGAGCUUCUCUCCGACCUUCCUCGCACAUCCAGUGUUGCUAUCAUCCACCCAGCGGACCUUCAGAAGGAACUGUUCACCGACUCUGGAGCCGGUACCAUGAUUCGACGAGGUAACAAGGUUCACAUCAAGUCUUCCCUCUCCGAAUUUGAAGAUCUUGCUGCCCUCAAAGACGUGUUGAUCCGCGAACGUGAAGGCCUAGACGCCAAGGCUACUGUCGAUCGCUACGUCGAAGGCCUCAAGGACCGCCCUUUCAAGGCCUACUUCGAUGAACCCAUGGAUGCUCUGGCCGUUGUCCUUCCUCAGCAAGACUCUGCCUUUGCGCAUCUCGCUACCUUCACCAUCACCAAGGCUGGCUGGCUUACAAAUGUUGCCGACAAUGUGUUCACCAGCAUCAAGAAAGACUUCCCCAAGCUUGUAUGGACUGUGAAGGCCGAUGACGAGAACCUUACGUGGUUCUUUGACAAGGCAGAUGGCAGCCUUUCCCGGGAGGGUGAUGUCCUUUUCUGGUACGGGCUGGAAGAUGGCGAUGAAGUCAAGCAAUUGGUUCUCGAGUUCACCAAAAACGGCCGUCAGAUGUUCGGUGACUACAACCUUGAGGCUAGAUUGCAACGUGCUGCUCAAGCUGCUCUGAACAUCGGCAAGAAUGGCCAGCAGAAGCGCUCUUACUCGACUCUUCGCACCAACGCUCUCCAGUCGUUCCGUAGCGGAAGCCAAGGUAUCAGUGGUCGACGAUCAUACAGCACCAACCCCAACCCUCCUCUUGGAGAGAAGAACGUUUCUAAUAACCGCCCCUCCAAAGUUGCUCUGAUCGGUGCUCGAGGAUACACUGGUCAAGCACUGAUCAACCUCAUCAACGCUCACCCUAACAUGGACUUGCGCCAUGUUUCUUCUCGUGAGCUCGCUGGUAAGAAGCUCGAAGGCUACGACAAGCGGGAAAUCAUCUAUGAGAAUCUAAGCCCCGAUGAUGUACGCCGAAUGGCUUCAAAUGGCGACAUUGACUGCUGGGUCAUGGCUCUUCCCAAUGGUGUCUGCAAGCCUUUCGUCGAUGCAGUUGACCAGGGAGCUGACAAGGGCGGUUUGAUUGUCGACCUCAGCGCCGACUACCGCUUCGACCCAUCCUGGACCUACGGUCUCCCUGAACUAGUCAACCGAUCUGCUAUUGCUCGCGCAACCCGCAUUGCCAACCCUGGAUGCUACGCCACUGCUGCCCAGAUUGGUAUCGCGCCUUUGGUGCCUCACUUGGCUGGACAGCCAACCGUCUUUGGUGUUUCUGGUUAUUCAGGAGCUGGCACCAAGCCUAGCCCCAAGAACGACGUCAACGUGUUGACCAACAACAUUGUUCCUUACAGCUUGACGGACCAUAUCCAUGAGCGGGAAAUUAGCGCUCAACUCGGAACCAGCGUCGCCUUCAUUCCCCACGUCGCUGUCUGGUUCCAAGGUAUUCACCACACCAUCAGCCUUCCUCUCAAGGAAGAAAUGUCAUCUCGAGAUAUCCGCAACCUGUACCAGGAUCGUUAUGCUGGCGAGAAACUGGUCAAAAUCGUGGGUGAACCACCUCUCGUCAAGGACAUUGCUGGUCGUCACGGUGUCGAGAUUGGUGGAUUCGCUGUGCACUCGAGCGGUAAGCGGGUUGUCAUCUGUGCAACCAUCGACAACCUUCUCAAGGGAGCUGCCACACAAUGUCUUCAAAACAUGAACCUCGCGCUUGGCUACUCCGAGUAUGAGGGCAUCCCACUCGAGCUUGUUGCCACGUUGGGCCACAAUAGCACGUCUAAGAAAAUCAACAGAAAAGCCAUUUUGAACGUGGAUGUCCGCCGAGCGUGUGACACCAUCAUGAGUCCCGAAGCUCCCAUGGCCUUGCGACUUCAAGGAAACCUUCUAUAUGGCGUCGCCAAGGUGUACAGCCGCCAGUGUGUGUACACACUCGCUGACGUCCAAGCCAUGCUCGACAAGAUGAAGACUGUACUUAAAGUUGUUCACGGUAGAGGCUUGCAGGCAGACGCUGGCAAAGCAAGACCAGAGGAACUAAUCGUGCCCUACGAUCCAGCUUUCAUCCCUGACUUCACAUUUCCUAGUAUCGACCUUGAAUUGCUCAAUGCUCUUCAAUCAGUUGCUCCUUCAAAAUCAAAGCUCGACUCCAGCCUGCUCUCCUCCAACAUGAGUAACUCAUCUCACUCUCAGCUCGAGCUCAUUACCCUUCCUCAACUGGAUGUAGAUGCGUCCAACACCAUUCUUGCUGAGUUUGGUGGAUUUUCUUCCGCUAGCGGCAAUACUCACUUUCCAGAAAAUCACAAUCUUUUUGAACGGCUCGAUUUGGGUGGAGAAGAACAGGGACUUCUUCUACAACCUGACUUUGACUUUGACGAGGACGGCAAUAUCGUGGAUCUUGUUAUGACAGGUGCUGCUGCUAUGCCGCCUGCGACGCCCGUGAGAAGCAGAGUGAGCCACGAAAAGAUCAACGACAUCCUUCAGGAUCCACAGGAUCUUGAAAUAAUGGUCAUCACUCCCGUGAUGAAUGCUCUUAACGAUGCUCAAAGCGAUGCCCAAGAUUACCAACAACCAUCUCCAACCUGGGGCCGUCUUCCUGAUCCUGACUACGUCAACGACACUUCGGGAGAAAAUGUUGUUUCCAAUCGGAAGCACCGCUCGCCUAAGACAAUGAAAGUGGACAUAGUGACCCAGAUCAGUCGCGACGAACUGCUACAGUGGGAUCGCGAUUACUUGGAUAUCAUGUCUCGUCUUAAUGUACAGAGGGCUAAUGCGAAGGGCCAAGCGCAAGCUAGAAAGAAUGCAGCAUCCUGGGUUGCUGGGCACGGCAUUGGCUCCGUGGGAAUGAGCAUUGGUAACCACGGUUUUGCCCAUCCCUGGGAGUCAUUCUGCGGUGCUUCACUUCUUGCUACGCUCUCAGAUGAACCGCUAGUAAACGAAAAGCCUCGCAAGCGCAGUUCAAACCCCGAGGAAGAUGAUGAAGGCCACGGCAGAAACGUACGUCGAAGGGUUUCAGACGAUGGUGUUGAAGUUGGCUUGACUCGCCCGUAUGAGAGUCGCAUGCAAGAGGAUGUAGAACUUGGUCUCAAUGCUCCGCCCUCUCUUCCCGACGACGCCUCAUCCCAAAUGCCCUGGAAUAUCACGGCUUCGCUGCAGGGAUCAGUUGCGGACUCCUCGAGUGUACCCCGUCCAUUUGAUGGGUUUGAUCGGUUUGAUCUCUCAUCUCGACGAUACGAUCGCGGCUUGGGUAGACCAGGUAGUCGCUUCUCUAGCGCAAGUCCACUAGCGAGACGAGGUCUUCCUCAGGAUCUAUUCGGUCAUGAUAGCCUCAGCAGCCUAUCGCUCAGAGACUUUGGGGAUUUUCAUGAUGAUGACCUUGGUGAUUUACUUCACGGGGCUGGUUCUGAUAGUUUCGCCGAGCUGAAUGGCAAUGCGUUCGAGAGCCAAAUCACGUUAGCCAGUCUGGACAACAACGACAGGAACUUCCUAAACUUUUUGCAGAUACGUGUGCAGAAUUCUAAGGAUGGAAAAGGAUCGCCUGGUAUCCAGAAGAUAGCAUUCUCCGAAUUGCUGCCAGCAACCUCGACUUCUCGCGCUGUGGUAACGCAAGCCCUGUUGCAUGUGCUGACCCUUGCGACCAAGGACGUUAUUCAAGUUUCACAGGGCAAACGUUGUAAGAGAGCGCCAUACACUAUCGAAGAUCUCGACGAAAUUCGCCUCAGUAUCAGAAAGUAG
Molecule: messenger RNA, 4650 nt
Organism: Talaromyces amestolkiae
Lineage: Eukaryota; Fungi; Ascomycota; Eurotiomycetes; Eurotiales; Trichocomaceae
Exons: 8
Coding region: 1-4650 (1549 amino acids)
Biological process (GO): L-arginine biosynthetic process
Cellular component (GO): mitochondrial matrix; cytoplasm
Molecular function (GO): N-acetyl-gamma-glutamyl-phosphate reductase (NADP+) activity; protein binding; NADP+ binding
Source: RefSeq, a predicted model, not a curated record